UCUGGCAUCGAAGUAUCCAGACAUAUGCACGUUCUGGUCUUACGACGCUUGGGUCUACCGUCUGGACAUACGCAGGCUCUUUUAUUUAUUCCUUGGGUCUGGAAUCGGGCUUCUGUCUGGAGUAGCACUCAAAGCCCAAGCAAAUUGCCCAAGCAAUAGGUCAAGUUUUCAUAAAUGGGCUGCUGUUACUUAUUUCACUCGAUGCAAAUCAUGAUUGGCACUUACAUCAGUUGGAUAUUAAAAAUGCAUUUUUGCAUGGUGACCUUAAGGAAGAAGUCUAUAUUGAGCAACCUCCGGGAUUUGUUGCUCAGGGGGAGUAUGGUGAAGUUUGUCGACUUCGCAAAUCUCUUUAUGGUCUGAAACAGAGACCUCGUGCAUGGUUUGGGAAAUUCAAUCAAUCAAUUGAACAAUUUGGAAUGAUAAAAGGCAAAUCAGACCACUCUGUCUUUUACAAACAAACAGAAUCAGGUGUCACAUUGCUUGUGGUAUAUGUUGAUGAUAUUGUGAUUACAGGGAGUGAUAUGCAGGUAUUUUGGCCCUUAAGAAUUUUCUGCAUAGUCAAAUCCAGACGAAAGAUCUUGGCUCUUUGAAAUACUUUCUGGGAAUUGAGGUAACACGAAGUAAGAAAGGCAUAUUUCUAUCUCAACGUAAAUAUGUACUUGACUUACUAGCUGAGGCAGGGAAAUUAGGGACAAAACCAAGUACAACACCCAUGGUUCCCAACGUGCAACUCACUCAAGAAGGCACACCAUUUGAAGACCCAGAAAGAUAUAGAAGACUGGUUGGAAAGCUUAAUUAUCUCGCAGUCACCCGUCCAGAUAUUGCUUAUUCUGUGAGUGUAGUGAGUAAAUACAUGUCAUCUCCAACCAUUGAUCAUUGGACUGCAGUAGAACACAUAUUAUGUUACUUAAAGGGUGCACCAGGACGAGGUAUUGUUUAUCAAAACCAUGAUCACAUGAGAAUAGAAUGUUUUGCAGAUGCUGAUUGGGCCGGUUCUAAAGAUGAUCGAAGAUCUACAUCUGGUUAUUGUGUCUUUGUUGGUGGUAAUCUUGUAUCUUGGAAGAAUAAGAAGCAGAAUGUGGUCUCUCGUUCGAGUGCCGAAUCAGAAUAUCGAGCUAUGGCACAAUCUGCAUGUGAGAUCAUAUGGAUAAGUCAUUUAUUGACCGAGCUCGGACUGAAGACAUCAAUGUCUGCUAAAUUGUGGUGUGAUAACCAAGCUGCUAUACACAUAGCAAAAAAUCCUGUAUUUCAUGAGAGAACAAAGCAUAUUGAGGUCGAUUGUCAUUUUAUUGGAGAGAAGAUACAAAAAGGAUUGAUCUCUACAGGAUAUGUGAAGACUGGGGAACAACUUGGAGAUUUGUUCACUAAAGCACUAAAUGGAAUUCGAGUUGGUUAUUUAUGUAACAAGUUGGGCAUGAUAAAUAUCUAUGCUCCAACUUGAGGGGGAGUGUGAAAGUAUAUUAGAAUAUACUUUAGAAUAUGCUUUAGAAUAUAUUAGGAAUAUACCAUAUAUAGUAUUAUUGUAUAGCAUCUUUUAUAGGAAUAUUCUAUCUUUGUAAUCUAUAUUUAUAGGGCCUUAC
Messenger RNA from Cuscuta europaea, 1580 nucleotides. The record is from the annotation of a GenBank genome assembly. Lineage: Eukaryota; Viridiplantae; Streptophyta; Magnoliopsida; Solanales; Convolvulaceae.